This is a messenger RNA of Manihot esculenta (cassava), 2105 nucleotides long. RefSeq lists its product as uncharacterized. Bases 516 to 1808 code for a protein of 430 amino acids. Gene Ontology annotation, molecular function: lipid binding. The transcript has 6 exons. NCBI's taxonomy places the organism in Eukaryota, Viridiplantae, Streptophyta, Magnoliopsida, Malpighiales, Euphorbiaceae. The record is from RefSeq and is a predicted model, not a curated record.
UCUGCCUGCCCUACUGUUUGCUGCUUUUCUAUUUGGCCAAAACGGCAUCGUUGCUUUCCGUCCGCGAUAAAAAUAAGCACACACCUACUGCCCCUCUUUUUCUUUAAAAAAAAAAAAAAAAGAAAAAAAACUCAGUUGGCCCUACGGUAAUCUUUAGCCACGUCUCCCUACCGCUUAUCUCCCAAAUCCUUAUCCGUGGCUAUUCAACAAUCGAACGGUACUUUGUCCUCUUUCUGCAAUUCUCUACCGCCUCUCUGCAACGCCCAUAUCUUUAUCUCGCUAUUCCCUUCAUCCUUCUUCAAUGGUCCAUCUCUUAUCUCUGCUCUGCUGAUUUCAGUCUUCUAUCUUCUUCCUUCCUUGAAACCCUCGACUAAUCAUUGUGCUUAACGCGUUUUUACCAUUUCGAUUGAAUCGAGGGUUUUUCUUUUCUUUGAUUCGUGUUAAUUCAGCUGGGCUCUAUUUGGAUUGCUGGAUAUUUCAGUUUUUGCUGUUAUUUCAUAAGAGGGAAAGGCUAGAUGGCUUUAUGGUCGAUUUUAUUGGAGAUUUUUAAGAGACCCACUCUUGGGGAUGCCCUAGCUGACCUCGUCAUGUUUAUGGUUCCUCUGUGGAUUGCGGUCAUUGCUGGGGUUCUAGUUGGAUGGGCAUGGAAGCCCAAAUGGGCCAAUUUACGUAGAGUGAUGGAUUCUUCAAUCACCUUGGACUGUGCAAACACAGUAGCAUCACGGGCAUCGUCUUCGGUUCCCGCCUUCAAUCCAUUGAAGAUUCAGCUGCCCAGUUUCAUCUCUUGGAUUGCCGAUGAUGGGAUUCAAAAGGAGACUUCUCCUGCGCCGCCUAACCUCACUGACGAUUGCAGUUCUUCACAAUUGGAAAAGGAUAAGUCCAGUAUAGUGAAUGAAGAUGAUUUGGAGUUUUUGUGUCAGCUUGUGGAGGACAAAGAUGGAGGUCCUGCUUGGAUUCAGAUGAUGGAUCGUUCUAGUCCAACGAUGAGCUAUCAAGCUUGGCGGAGAGAUCCUGAGACUGGCCCUACACAAUAUCGUACCAGAACUGUUUUCGAGGAUGCUACUCCUGAAAUGGUGAGGGACUUCUUUUGGGAUGAUGAAUCUCGGUUGAAGUGGGACGACAUGGUUAUACAUGCUGCAAUUUUGGAGGAGUGCCCCACCACAGGAUCCAUGGUAGUCCAGUGGGUUCGCAAGUUUCCCUUUUUCUGUAGCGACAGAGAAUACAUCAUAGGCCGUCGAAUUUGGGAAUCUGGUCGAGCAUAUUACUGUAUAACAAAGGGAGUUCCUUGCUUUUCUGUGCCAAGACGCAGCAAACCAAGACGUGUGGAUUUGUUCUAUUCAAGCUGGUGCAUUCGUGCAGCAGUUGAAUCGAAAAGAGGGGAUGGCCAACUGACUGCAUGUGAGGUGCUACUGUUCCAUUAUGAAGAUAUGGGUAUUCCUUCAGAAAUUGCAAAGCUUGGAAUCCGGCAUGGAAUGUGGGGAGCAGUGAAGAAGAUCGAGCCUGGUUUACGUGCAUAUCAGAAGCUUAGAGCAGCUGGAGGCCCACUUUCACGCUGUGCAUUCAUGGCUCAGAUCAACACCAAAGUGAAUGCGGAGUACCUGAGAUCUUUGGAGAUCAGUUCUAGUAGUUAUUCAUCAGAGGUUCAAACCCAGGAUUCUUGUUCCAAAAAACCUGGAGGAAACUUGCCUAGGCUUCUAGUGGUGGGUGGGGCUAUUGCUCUUGCAUGUACUCUUGACCGGGGAUUGUUAACCAAGGCAGUUAUAUUUGGGGUAGCUAGAAGAUUUGCGAAAAUUGGAAGGAGGUUGUGAUCCGGAAGUUUAUUUUUGCAUCAUUAUUGCUAAGAUGAUCCAAGUUAAGUGAUGUUGCAGUGAAUUGAGAAAUGGGUGGAUGAUAUGAAUCUUCCAACUUCUCACACACACCCCCCCCUCCCCCCCCUUCUGAAAUGGAUAGAGGCUCUGUAAUCAUUUUUCCUUAGGCUUGCUUGAGUUAUGGUAUGCCCUUAAAGAAGAAAAGUAUCAUAUAGAUGUAUUCAUGAAAUUUGUCAAUGUGAUCAAAGAAUCUCAAGCUACAUGAAUAACAGAAAUAUUCAGGUUAUUGUUUUGCCA